Molecule: messenger RNA, 1839 nt
Organism: Rhinocladiella mackenziei CBS 650.93
Lineage: Eukaryota; Fungi; Ascomycota; Eurotiomycetes; Chaetothyriales; Herpotrichiellaceae
Exons: 4
Coding region: 1-1839 (612 amino acids)
Biological process (GO): amino acid transmembrane transport
Cellular component (GO): membrane
Molecular function (GO): amino acid transmembrane transporter activity
Source: RefSeq, a predicted model, not a curated record
AUGGCCUCUACCAGCUCAUCUCCUACCGAAGACAUCGAGAAAAAUCAUCAUGGAAUCGGCAAUCCUUCUCAAUCAGACACCACUGAUGCUGAGAAACAACAACCGUCGAUGUUCGAUAGGGAAGCUCAACUCCGUCGGGGUAGUAUCACUCCAUAUCAUGAGAGCUUUUUCUCUGCCUUUCAACCUUCGAGUUUUCGAAGAAAUCCCAAUGCUCGAGUGGUGACGGAAGCUACCGACAACGAAGGCAGGCCCCUGAAAGACCAGCCUCCUGCAGAACCUGCCCUGGCAAUGAAACUGAAGCAAAGACACUUGCAGAUGAUUGCUAUUGGUGGUUCGAUUGGCACUGGUCUGUUUGUGGGAUCUGGUUCGGCUCUGGCGAUAGGAGGCCCGGCUUCUCUGGUCCUUGCCUAUGGUUUGAUCGGUAUCAUGCUGUAUUGCACGGUUCACGCGCUGGGCGAAUUGGCUGUGCUUUUCCCCAUUGCGGGUGCAUUUUCAGUAUAUUCGAGCCGUUUCAUCGACCCUGCUUGGGGUUUUGCUAUGGGCUGGAACUACGCGUUGAACUGGCUGGUCACCCUACCUCUGGAGUUGACUGCGGCUUCUAUCACGCUGUCGUUCUGGCCUGGCGCCCGGGACGCUAAUCCUGCCGCCUGGGUCGUAAUAUUCUGGCUCGCUAUUGUCCUGAUCAACUUCUUCGGUGUGCGCGGCUACGGCGAAGCUGAAUUUGUCUUCUCGAUCAUCAAAGUCAUUGCGGUUAUCGGAUUCUGUAUUCUCGGCAUUAUUAUUGCCGCUGGGGGGGUUCCGGGCAGCCCUCAAGGAUAUCUUGGAGCCAGAUACUGGUAUGAGCCGGGAGCUUUCAACCACGGCUUCAAGGGUUUGUGCUCGACCUUUGUCACCGCGGCUUUCUCAUUUGGCGGGACUGAACUUGUCGGCUUAACGGCAGCUGAAACAGAAAAUCCUCGCAAAUCUCUUCCGACUGCGGUCAAACAAGUGUUUUGGCGAAUUACCUUGUUUUACAUGGUCAGCUUAACAAUCAUCGGCUGCAUCGUUCCAUAUACGGACCCCGAAUUGCUGAAUGGAAGUAGCAGCGCCGAUGCCAAUGCCUCUCCUUUUGUUAUUGCCGUGAAGAAUGCUGGUAUUUCCGCCGUGCCAUCGAUCAUGAACGCAGUUAUCCUUAUCGCUGUAUUGAGCGUGGGUAACUCGUCUAUCUACGGAUCUUCUCGCACUCUCGCAGCGUUGGCGGACCGAGGACAAGCCCCGAAGUUCUUAGGAUAUAUCGACCAGGUAGGGCGUCCUCUGUUCGCCAUUAUUCUGGCUUCCGCCAUCGGUCUUCUCUGCUUUAUCGUUGCUGCCGGUUCGGAUACUCGAACUCAGGCUUUCAAUUGGAUGCUUGCUAUCUCUGGACUCUCAUCGAUCAUUACCUGGGCCUCAAUCUGUGCGUGCCACAUUCGAUUCCGAGCUGCCUGGAAGUAUCAUGGACGUACACUCGAUGAACUAGCCUUCAGAGCUCAACCUGGAGUGUAUGGGUCGUGGGUUGGACUUACCUUCAACAUCCUCAUCCUUAUUGCCCAAUUUUGGACCGGAUUUGCCCCUAUUGGGUAUGUGGAGAUGUCUGCCAGUGAACAGACCCAAUCGUGGUUUGAGGCUUAUCUGUCUGCGCCUAUUGUCAUGCUAUUCUUUAUUGUGUUCAAAGUGUGGAAGAAAACGUCGUUCAAAAGAAUCCAGGACAUUGACGUUACCAGUGGCAGAAGAGAACUUGAUCUGACACAGAUCCUUGCGGAGGAAAGAGCAGAGCAAGCCACCUGGCAUUGGUGGAAGAAAGCCUAUAAGUUUGUGUGCUGA